Molecule: messenger RNA, 862 nt
Organism: Mangifera indica (mango)
Lineage: Eukaryota; Viridiplantae; Streptophyta; Magnoliopsida; Sapindales; Anacardiaceae
Product: 26.5 kDa heat shock protein, mitochondrial
Exons: 2
Coding region: 88-771 (227 amino acids)
Biological process (GO): response to heat
Source: RefSeq, a predicted model, not a curated record
UUUAAAAACUCUCCAUCUCCCUUCACUUUUACCAAUAAGACAAACCAAAAGAGAGAAAAAAAAAUCUGAGCUUGGAAGUUGAUAACAAUGGCGUUGGCACGUUUGGCUUUGAGGAAUUUGCAGCAAAGGGUGUCAUCAUCUUCUGCUUUUGUGAGUCAUAAUGAUUAUGUUGGUGCUGUUGGAAGGCAGAGGUGGAGUAAUGAGUUGUUGAAGAGGUUCAUGGCAACUUCCGCAAAUGGUGAGAAAACUGAAGGGAAAGAAAUCCAAGUCACUGAAAAGAAUAAGAAGUCCAGGCUGUUUCCAAGGAGAAAAAGCUGGAAGAGUCUCUGGAGGAAAAAUGACAUUCCUUCUAUUUAUGAAUUUUUCCCCUCAGGGCUGGGAAAUGCGCUAUUGCAGGCGACAGAAAACAUCAAUAGGCUAUUCGAAAACCUGAACAUAUCGCCUUCGCAGCUGAUGGGCAGAGUUAAAGAGCAAGAUGAAUGCUACAAGCUGCGGUUCGAGGUGCCGGGGCUGGGAAAAGAUGAAGUGAAUAUCACCGUAGACGACGGAGUUUUAAAGAUAAAGGGGGAGCACAAGGAAGAGGAAGAAGAUGGUUCUGACGACGAAUUUUGGUCAGCGAAGAGUUAUGGUUACUAUAACACAAGCCUUUUGUUGCCUGAUGAUGCAAAAGUUGAUGAGAUCAAAGCUGAAUUGAAGGAUGGUGUGCUAAAUAUCACCAUUCCCAGGACUGAAAAACCUAAGAAGGACGUGAAAGAGGUUGAAAUCCAUUAAUGGAAUUUAUGUUCUUGUAAAUUUUAGUGACUGGUUUUGGAUUGUCACCCUGUUUUUAUUGAAAUAAUGGAAGUUUGCUUUUGAUUUAUCA